Messenger RNA from Eleginops maclovinus (Patagonian blennie), 1701 nucleotides. RefSeq names its product achaete-scute homolog 5. The coding region runs from base 227 to 658 and encodes 143 amino acids. NCBI's taxonomy places the organism in Eukaryota, Metazoa, Chordata, Actinopteri, Perciformes, Eleginopidae. Gene Ontology annotation, biological process: developmental process; regulation of transcription by RNA polymerase II. The record is from RefSeq and is a predicted model, not a curated record. Gene Ontology annotation, molecular function: RNA polymerase II transcription regulatory region sequence-specific DNA binding; protein dimerization activity; DNA-binding transcription factor activity, RNA polymerase II-specific. The transcript has 3 exons.
AUUUCAACCCUGCAGUAGUUCAGUUCAGAUGUAAUGGAGUUUCUACCUAAGCAGAAACGUUCAAUGUGCUCUGAAAGCAUAUUUUGAGCUUUUUAUUGCCAAAUCUUGAGCUGGUUUUCCUACGUGAAGAGGGAAGGUGAACUGGGAACAUCUGGGGGAGCCUGACCUUUACAUCUUCAACUUUCACCUGAAGAGAUUUCCUGAGUCCUGGCAGGUUUCAGGUCCCAUGAUGAGCUCGUGCUACCCCCCUCCAUCGUACCUGAGUUUGGUGUCUCCUCACCUGGAGGACGGCUCGGUCCCCGUCCUGCUGAUGGAGCCUCUCAGGGGCCCCAGGCUGCUGAUGGAGCCUCUCAGGGGCCAUGGGCUGCUGCCCUUCCUGUCCCCCGUCCUCCCUUCCCCCUGCGGGCCCCUCAGUGUGUACGAGUGUCCCCUGGAGCCCGCCUUCAUCCAGAAGCGCAACGAACGUGAGCGUCAGAGGGUGCGCUGUGUGAACCAGGGCUUUGCCCGGCUCAGGGGCCACCUGCCGGGCCGGGGGUCGGAGCGCCGGCUCAGCAAGGUGGAGACGCUGAGGGCCGCCAUCAAGUACAUCCAGCACCUGCAGGGCCUGGUGCAGCGGGAGGGGGGAGCACUUCCUGUUGGACCGAGCACCAGCACCUGAAGAAGAACGACGCCGCCGUCUCCUCAGAGCAGAAGAACGCUGCUCUCCAGCUGGACUGGACCUGGAGAGGAAGUGAGAGUAACCCCAUCCUGCCCGUGACUGAGCUUCAGUUUGAGCCCGACACAAACUCUGAUUUACUUCUGAUUCAUGAUGAUUUCUUCUUCAGUUGAGGAACUUUAAAAAGCUUUCAUUAACACCGAAAACCAAUGAAAUGUAAAACAAGGGAAUUCUUAAAAGAUUUCAAAAACCCACAUUGGAAAAAAAGAAAAACAUGGAAACAGAAAAAUCAACAAGAAUCACGAAAUUCUGUUUCCUCAAAAUUCUGGAAUUACAAUUUUUCUCUCAAAAUUCUGACUUUUUUCUAAAAAUUGUUUCCGAAAAUCUCAGAACUCAGCCUGCCAGCUAACCCAUCAGAGCUGGGCUCUGGUUCCAGACAGAGGGUAACCAGAGGUGCUGCAGAACAGGCAGGAUGAGGAACAUAACGAGCCAUGAAGUGCUUUCAUUUGACAUCCUAGAGGCUCAGCUACCGCACUAAAAGUAACAGUCUGGAAAUAUGCUCCAAGUCUCACAGCACUUCUUCCGCAGUGAUGUGGCCUCUCUGUGGAAUUUAAUGUAAUAUAUCUGACAUUAAGGCUAGGCAUCUUUUGACUCCUCACUGUUCUCAGUGGUUGCACUGGUGUGGCCUUUAGAGAGGCAUCAUGAUGUGUUCAUCUGUAGCGGAGUAACCAUACAUGGUUUCCAUCUAUAAGCACUGAGUAAAAUAAUAAAGUAGAUUAUUAGGGAUAUGUGUGUUAGAGAACUGGAGUUAAGCUCUGAAUUAUGAAUCAGUCUGUGGAUUUUCAGACACUAAGAGACAUGUUAGUGCCGUGAAGCUCCAGCAGAUCCAGGUGAUAAGAGCCUGACGUGUUUCUAAAGGUGUCGAUGCUGAGAGAGAACACAGAGACAGAGCGAUCAUUAAAUAUUUAAUAUUCGUUGUGAGGAAACGAUGAAGCAGAACUUGUUAAACAUUAGAAAAAUAAAAAGCCUCCUUUUUUUUACCCUGA